This is a messenger RNA of Anarrhichthys ocellatus (wolf-eel), 4059 nucleotides long. It is a transcript of the gene tlr9, whose product is annotated as toll-like receptor 9. Gene Ontology annotation, molecular function: pattern recognition receptor activity; protein binding. The transcript has 3 exons. Gene Ontology annotation, biological process: defense response to virus; positive regulation of interleukin-6 production; canonical NF-kappaB signal transduction. Gene Ontology annotation, cellular component: plasma membrane. The record is from RefSeq and is a predicted model, not a curated record. Lineage: Eukaryota; Metazoa; Chordata; Actinopteri; Perciformes; Anarhichadidae. The coding region runs from base 298 to 3606 and encodes 1102 amino acids.
UAUUACUUUUAUUUAGAAUUGUACUGAAUUAAGGAAGUCACACAAUAGACAAUACUUUGUCCAAUAGAAAAAAACAUCUCUCUGUCCUUUCUUUGGUCCAUCUGUACACUCAGAAAAACAAAGCAUUGAGUAAUUUUCACUCUUCAAAUACUCUUAAGUGGUUAUUAUACUGUUUACGGAUAUAUAUUUUUUAAUCAAUUUACAUAAUUUCUGUAUCUGGUGCCCUACAUGAAUUUGACCUGGGCCACAUGAUUUGCAUCGUGCUGUGUAUACCCACAGGCUUUCACUUCUGCAUACAUGUAUUCAGUUUCUUGCAACUGCAGUGACGUUUGGAUACAGUUAUUUAAUCUUUCCCCUGCCCACCUGGACGAAAGAUUGCUUCAUCUUGCUCCCGAUGUGAAUGUUAAGAUACAUGCUAUACCUGUCAUGGCUAUGUUGAAGAAUGUCCUCAUCCUUUGCCAGCUGCUUCCAUUAGUGAGGACCAUAAAUACCAUCUUCUUCCCAUGUGACACUGAUAGGAAUACCACCACAGUAGACUGCUACAACAGACCACUCAAGCGUGUCCCCUUCAUCAAGUCAACUACUGUAGUGUCGCUCGAUCUAAGUCGGACUAAGAUACAUCGAGUGGGGCAGGAUGAUUUGUCGGGUGUCCAAAACCUUGAAACUCUGAAAAUAAUGGAAAAUUGUCAACCAGGUAGCCUGAGAGCUUUGGAGGACCGCUCAUGCAAAAUGGAGAUCCACUAUUAUGCAUUCAGCCUAUUGAAGCUUAAACGUCUGUAUCUGUCAGGAAACAGCCUCACCUCUAUUCCCUGGUUACCUGAAAGCCUGGAGGUUCUUGACCUACAGAAUAAUUGUAUCUUCAACAUUGUCGACCCUUUAAAAACUCCAAAUCUCGUAGAGCUCUUCCUCUCCAGGAACUGCUUUUAUGCAAACCCUUGCAACCAGUCCUUAAACAUCAGCGAGAGGGUUUUCAGAGAGCUCCCAAAACUCAAAAACCUUACCUUAGGGUACAAUAAUCUCACCGCUAUCCCUAAAGGGUUGCCACCCUCACUGCAAAGUCUGGAUUUAAGAGAGAAUACAAUCACAGAGGUCUUAGCAAGAGCAUUUGCCAACCUGACUCUCCUCACGUUUUUGAAUUUGGAGUGGAAUUGCCAGCGCUGUGACCAUGCAGCCAGACCCUGCUUUCCCUGCCCACAAAAUCUCCCGCUACGCCUACACCCAGACUCCUUCUAUGCUAAGAACAGCUCCAUCACCCACCUCAGCUUGAGAGGAAACUCCCUGAAAACAUUCCCAGAGGGUCUUUUCCUGCCUUUGGAGAAAUUGGAUGGAUUGGAUCUCUCCGACAACCUCCUGGCAUAUGCUAUACGUAACGGCACCUUCUUUGCAGAGCUGAAGGGCCUCACUUGGAUUAGCCUCAUUUAUAACUAUGAACCACAGAAGACAUUUCCGGAACUGAUCCUCUCCCCAUAUAUUGCCAAUAUGUCUGGUCUGCAAUGUCUACUUCUGAGUGGUAACUUUUUCCACACGCUUUCAAAAGAGAGUCUUAAUGUUGUGUCCAAACUACAAAAUCUAAAAACACUAGAACUGAGAAUGAACUUCAUCAAUAAUUGUAGCUUAACAGCUCUGAAGCAGUUACCGCUUCUCAUCAAUAUUGACCUCUCCCAAAACAUGCUUAAUUUCCUUCCCUGCUGCUCGAGUCCCUCCUUUGAGAUUGAGGAACAAGAAAGCUGUCAGAACCAGAAUUUGUAUACACACAAUUUCCCUGACCCACCCCUUAUGCUAAUAGAUCAAAAAGCCACAUCUGGAAGUGGUAACUGGGAAUCCAACCAUUCGAACAGGCUGGAAUCAUUUGAGGACAAUGUGUCACAAUUCCAAUCUCUGUUAGACUUUAAAAACAUUUUCUGCCGUGAUAAACUGCUGUUUGACCUGUCUCAAAAUGACAUUUUGUCUAUUAACAAAAAGGUGUUUGUUGGGAUGGAAAAUGCUGUUUGUUUAGACCUUUCCUUCAAUUACAUGAGCCAGGCAUUGAAGAUCGGGCUAUUUGAAAGCCUGAAAAAAUUAGUUGUUCUCAUUUUGUCAUACAAUAGAUUUGAUUUUUACUAUAAAGACGCUUUCAGUGAGCUUAAACCCACGCUGAAGGUAUUGGACGUUAGUAACAAUGAAUUUCACUUCAAAAUGAAAGGCAUGGGUCAUCGUUUUGAGUUCCUUCAAAAUUUGACAAAGUUGGAAGUUCUAAGUCUGGCAAACAAUGGCAUUGGGAUGCGAAUAGAUCAAAGGCUGAUCAGCAGCUCUUUGAAGUAUCUCUACUUCUAUGGAAAUCACCUGGACAUUAUGUGGGAGUCUGAUAACAACAAGUACACUCAUUUCUUUCAAAACCUUACAAACCUCACCUACCUUGACAUCUCUAACAAUGAUCUGAAGUCAGUCUCCCCAGAAGUGCUGUGUAACCUCCCAGGAAGCAUAGAGACUCUUAGCAUCAGUGACAAUUUGCUGAACUAUUUCCCAUGGCAAAAUAUCUCCGCACUCACCAAUUUAUGUCACUUGAAUCUUAGUCACAACUUCCUCUAUCAUUUGCCUUUCAAAGUCAUAGAAUUUGGAGCAAAUUUGUCUCUCUUAGACCUCAGUCACAAUCGCCUUAGUAAUAUUCCUGAGGAUUUCUUCACUAUGGCGAAAUCCUUGCACUACCUGUAUCUCAACCACAAUCAGAUCAAAGCGUUGAACCACCACUUUCUCCCUGCCCCCUUUAGAAAUGGUAGUGCCCUCCAGAAACUCACCCUGCAUGCCAACCCCUUUAAAUGUGACUGUGAUACAUCUUGGUUUGCGGACUUCUUGAGUACUACUCCAGUACAGAUUCCUUAUCUCACCACAUAUGUACACUGUGAUUACCCAGAGUCCCAGCAGGGCAAGAGUGUACUCUCUAUGGACCAGCGUUCCUGCCAGGACAUUUAUGGUAGCUUAGCCUUUGUCGUCUGUUCCUUCUUUGCUGUGGCGUUCACUGUUCUGCCCCUACUGAAGCAUCUCUAUGGCUGGGAUCUGUGGUAUUGCUUACAGGUACUCUGGGCAGGACAUAAAGGCUACUCCCAGCUCGCUGGUAGUGAUUCGCAUUAUCACUAUGAUGCUUUUGUGGUGUUUGACACCCAGAACCGGACUGUGAGGGAUUGGGUCUACAAUGAGUUAACGGUCAAUCUGGAGAACGCAGGUCACAGGAGGUUUUGUCUCUGUUUGGAGGAGAGGGACUGGAUUCCUGGGCUUUCAUGUAUUGAAAAUCUGCACAAUGCUGUCUACAGCAGUGUGAAGACAGUGUUUGUGCUGUCCAGUGGUGCCACUGGUGGUGAAACAGUGAACGGUGUGAUCCGCCAGGCUUUCUUCAUGGUUCAACAGCGGCUUCUGGACGAGAAGGUGGAUGCAGCUAUGCUGGUUCUGUUGGAUGAGAUGUUUCCCAAACUGAAGUACCUUCAGCUGAGGAAACGGUUGUGCAAAAAAUCUGUGUUGUCCUGGCCGAGAAACCCAAGGGCUCAACCCCUUUUCUGGAACCGAAUAAGAAUGGCAUUGUCAUCAGAUAACCUCCGAUUCUAUGACAACAAUAUGAGUGAAAGUUUUAUAUGACCUCCUUUCAACUGCUAAUAGAGAGCACUUGCAAAAAGCCCUUGUUGUUAAGAAUCUUUCCAUUGCAUCAUUUGGACAAACCUCCUUAACUGCAUGUGUCACAUAUAUAAUGAUACAAGGUGGAUGUUUUUAAUAUGUAACUAUGGGCCAUGUGGAGGCAGCAGAUAUGCUCUGAAUUCUGUAUUGAGUACCUUUAAAAUGUAACCACUCUUCCAUGCACUGUAAAUAUUUUACUUUUUUUAUUCUGUUGUUUUUUAUCGAACAAAAUAUGAUGUUGAUUCUUUAAUACUUGUCUUUAGUGAGCUUGGGCUGUGUAGGAAUAUGUUGUUGGCUGCAAAUCAAGACACUGUACAUUGUAUAUAGACAUUAAUAUUGGAAUAUACAAAUAAAGUUGACUUGAUUUCACUAGUAGUUCUAUUUCAAGUAUUACAAAGGAGUAAUGUUAUACUUGUG